Messenger RNA from Ailuropoda melanoleuca (giant panda), 3299 nucleotides. It is a transcript of the gene ZNF132, whose product is annotated as zinc finger protein 132. The record is from RefSeq and is a predicted model, not a curated record. The transcript is spliced from 3 exons. Gene Ontology annotation, molecular function: DNA-binding transcription factor activity, RNA polymerase II-specific; RNA polymerase II transcription regulatory region sequence-specific DNA binding. Gene Ontology annotation, biological process: regulation of transcription by RNA polymerase II. The coding region runs from base 643 to 2757 and encodes 704 amino acids. Gene Ontology annotation, cellular component: nucleus. Lineage: Eukaryota; Metazoa; Chordata; Mammalia; Carnivora; Ursidae.
CUGGGUGCUCACUGGGAUACGCUGAGCGGACGCUCGGUGAGGGGCUUUCUGGGUAAUGUAGUUCGCGUCGCGUAAGUAUCGCCGCGGCGGCCGCGAGCCCUGAUCACCUAGGCAACGACCCAGCCGCACCGCCACUGGCUCAGGGACCUAGUAUCGUAGUGGGCUGCGGGCCUCGAGCCGCGGCUUGAUCCGAGUCUGGGCGUUUCUCGUGAGCGGCAGAGGAUGGGGCGGGACUUCCGUCGUCGCCAUGGCACUCUUCACUUCGUGGUUGGUGGGUUGCUUGGCAGGCGGCCGCUGGGACCAGAGAUGCGGGACGGGAAGUGCCGGCACCGUCGUCGUAGCACUGCACGCACUUUUACCCCUCCGCUAAUGGCCCCUCCUUCCUGAGCCGUGGUUUCGCCGGAUGUAGAACGGAGGUAACGAGGCUCCACACUCCGUCUUCGUCCCAUGGCCCCCAGCCUCCCAGGUCCUUGGGUGCAUUCCGUACUGGGGAAGACUAAGGCCUUUAGUGCGACCGUCAGCCCGCGGUCACCUCGGCCAGUGGGGGUUUGAGGGUUUGAUUGAGUCCUCAUUGUUUGUCCCUGUCGCCGCCUCGCACGGUCCCGCCCAACCCACAGACUGACCAGGCCAGCAGCGUCGCUGAUGGACCCGGGGCAGCCCAUCCAUUGGCCUCCUGGCUUAGUUCUCUCAUCAUUGCAGAGCCCAGUGACCUUUGAAGAUGUGGCCGUGUACUUUUCCAAGGAGGAGUGGGGGCUUCUUGAUGCAAGCCAGAGGCACCUGUACCACAAUGUGAUGCUGGAGAACUUUGAGCUCAUGACCUCACUUGGUUGUUGGCAUAGAGUGGAAGAUGAGGGGGCCCAUUCCAAGCAGAAUACUUCUGUAGAAGGGAUGUCACAGGUCAGGAUCCCCAGUGCAAAUCCUUCCACCCAGAAGGCUGACACCUGUGAUAUGUGUGGCCCAUUCUUGAAAGACAUUUUGCACCUGGAUGAACAUCAAGGAACAUAUCCUGAGGAGACCCUCUACACAUGUGGAACAUGUGGAAGAGAAUUUUGGUUCAGUGCAAACCUUCACCAGCACCAGAAGGAGCUCAGUGGAGAAAAGCCCUUCAGAUGGGACAAGGACAAGGACUCAUUUGUGGAAAAUCUUACAGUCCACCUAUCAGAGAAGCCCUUCACUUGUGAGGAAGGUGGUAGGGAUGCCUUGGACACCCAUGACUUCUUCCAGCACUCAGCCAUUGACAGUAGCAGGAAGCCACAAAGGACCACAGAUUGCAGGGAGACCUUUUCACACAGCUCUAAUCUUGAGCAGCUCCCAGAAGUCCAUACUACACAGAAACUCUUUAAGUGCAGCAACUGUGGAAAAGCCUUUCAGAAGACCUCCACCCUCCUCAACCACCUGAGAACUCACUCUAAAGAGACACCAUUUAGAUGCCCAACAGUUGGAAAUUCCUUAGAGGAGAAAUCAACCCUUGUUAAUCACCAAAAAUAUCAUGAUCGAGAAACAUGUCACGUGUGUAAAGCAUGUGGGAAGACCUUCAGUCACCCUUCUAAACUGAGGAAGCACCAGAAAUUUCACACCAGAGUAAAACAUUAUGAGUGCAGUGAUUGUGGGAAAACCUUCAACCGCAAACUCACACUUGUUCAUCACCAGAGAAUUCACACAGGAGAAAGGCCUUAUGAGUGCAGUGAAUGUGGGAAAGCCUUUAAUAAAAGGUCACAUCUCACUCGGCAUGAGAAAGUUCACACUGGAGAAAGGCCUUUUGAGUGCAGCAAAUGUGGAAGAGCCUUCAGCCAAAGCUCCAAUUUCCUUCGACACCAGAAAGUUCACACUCAAGUGAGACCUUAUGAGUGCAAUCAGUGUGGUAAAGCCUUCAGCCGCAGCUCUGCCCUCAUUCAGCACUGGAGAGUUCACACUGGAGAAAGGCCUUAUGAGUGCAGUGAGUGUGGAAGAGCUUUUAACAAUAACUCCAACCUUGCUCAGCACCAGAAAGUUCAUACUGGAGAACGGCCUUUUGAGUGCAGUGAAUGUGGAAGAGACUUCAGCCAAAGCUCCCACCUCCUUCGACAUCAGAAAGUUCAUACUGGAGAACGGCCUUUUGAGUGCACCGAAUGUGGGAAAGCCUUCAGCAAUAGCUCUACCCUCAUUCAGCACCAGAAAGUGCAUACGGGGCAAAGGCCUUAUGAAUGCAGUGAAUGUAGAAAGGCCUUCAGCCGCAGCUCCAGCCUGAUUCAGCACUGGAGAAUUCACACUGGGGAAAGGCCUUAUGAGUGCAGUGAAUGUGGGAAAGCCUUUGCUCACAGUUCCACUCUCAUUGAGCACUGGAGAGUUCACACAAGAGAAAGGCCUUAUGAGUGUAGUGAAUGCGGGAAAUUCUUUAGCCAGAACUCCAUUCUUAUUAAACAUCAGAAAGUUCACACUGGAGAAAGGCCUUAUGAGUGCAGCAAAUGUGGGAAAUUCUUUAGCCGAAAGUCCAGCCUCAUUUAUCACUGGAGAGUUCACACUGGAGAAAGGCCUUAUGAAUGCAGUGAAUGUGGGAGAGCCUUCAGCAAUAACUCUUACCUGGUUCGUCACCAGAGAGUUCACACGCAAGAAAGGCCCUAUGAGUGCAGCCAAUGUGGGAAAGCCUUUAGUGAAAGAUCUACACUUGUUCGACACCAGAUAGUUCAUACCAGAGAAAGAACUUAUGAGUGUGGCCACUGUGGGAAAAUCUUCAGCCGCCUCUGCAAUCUUGCUCAGCAUAAAAGGAUUCAUAACUGAAUGGAGCCUUAUGGAGAUGGUCCUUCUGAGAAGAUCUUCAGCCAAGUCAAACUUCAUGCAGCAGAAUACCGACAAAGAAGUUACCUGCAUGUACCACUAGUGUGGAGAAGGCUUCAGAAGGUACUCUGCCCUUUCUGAGCAGCCCAGGGCUGAGCUCUCUCCCCUUUGGAGCAUAAACUGCUUUCCAGCCUGCCCCGAUCCAAAUAUUUGCAGCAGUCAUCUACAUAUGCAGGGAGAAAACAGCUCCCUGUGCCUCCCUUCCCCUUUCCUGGAGGGAAACAAGAAUGUCCUGGGCCCACUAGAAUGGCUUCAUUCCCAUUGCUUCUGGAAGAGUUAGGAAGUGAACUUACCCCAUGCUGGUCGAGGGGCCUCAAGGGAUGUCCAGUUUGGGCUUCUCAGAAAGAUGCACAUUCCUCAUGGAUGUUGUCAUGUCUGCAUGUAACCCCAGUUAUGUGUCCAUUGAGUCUACACGUCACCCUUCCCUGGAACCGCUUAUCUUAGUCUUUUCUGUUCUGCAUGAUAAUAAAGACCUUAGUAAUCAC